GGGCCCCAGAACAGUGACCUGAAGAGGCAGUGUCUGCUGGAGCGGCUGCUGGACGCCGUGAAGCAGUGCCAGAUCCGCUUUGGAGGGAGAAAGGAGAUCGCCUCGGACGCUGACAGCAGGGUGACCUGCCUGUGUGCCCAGUUCGAGGCUGUCCUGCAGCACGGCUUGAAGAGGACGCGGGGCCUGGCCCUCACGGCCGCCGCCCUCAGACAGGCUGCGGGCCUGUCCAGCAAGACCGAAACAGAGCCCGUGUUCUGGUUCCACGUGAAGGAGCUCCUCAGCAAGCACGAGCUGCAGCGCUUCGCGUCCCUGCGCCACAUCGCCUCGGACGCCGGCCGGGGCCGCGCCUGGCUACGCUGCGCCCUCAACGAGCACUCGCUGGAGCGCUACCUGCACAUGCUGCUGGCGGACCGCGGCCGCCUCGGCACUUUCUACGAAGACUGGUCCUUCGUGAUGGACGAGGAGCGGGCCAGCAUGCUGCCCACCAUGGCGGCCGGCCUCAACUCCAUCCUCUUCGCCAUCAACAUCGACAACACGGACCUCAACGGGCAGAGCAGGCUGGCGCCCAGCGUCUCGGACCUGCUCCGGGAGUCCACGCAGAACGUCAGCGCCCUGCUGAAGGGCCCCACGCAGGGCGUGAGCAGCCUGCUGCGGGAGAUCACCGCCUCGGCGCCCGUGGCCAUCCUCAUCCGGCCUGACCAGGACUCCGAGCCACUCCCCGUCGUGACCCGGAGCCUCAAUGCCGAUGCCAAAGGCAGAAAGGAGCGGAAGAAGAAAAAGAAAGUGACCAACAUCAUCUCAUUCGAUGACGACGAGGAGGAGCCGCCGGGAGAUGCACCGAAGAAGCCGCUGGGGGCCGGGGAGGGCUCGGAGGAGAACUCGGACCGUUCCUCCCUCAACGUCUCUUCGGCCUUCGAGAGCCCCUUCGGGCCUCCCUCCACCGGCAGCCGCAGCAGCAGCUCCUGGAAAAUGGACUCGCUGUCUCUCAACGGGGACUCGGGCUUCCCCAGGCUCGACGUGAAGAGCAUCGACGACGAGGACGUGGAUGAGCCCGAGGACCGCGUGUUCGGGACCCCUGCGGUCAGGAAGUGUGUCAGCCCCUCGGGGUCUCCGGAGAAGCUGGACGGGACCCCCGACCUGGCCCCGCUGCAUGGCUGGGCCCCGCUGCAGAUGCUCCACGGAGACGCCGGCGUCCUCUUUCCAGUUGGCAGCUCUGGCUCCUAUAGCCCUGCAGACGCGGCCCUUGGGAGCCUGGACAACGGCGCGGAGCCCGCGGACCCCGAGCCGGGGCCUCGGCGCGGCGUGGAUGCCAGCCCCCCGGGCCCGGGAUGCCCACCGAGCUGCCUACUGCCGCCCGCCGCUGCGCCUGAGACCAUGACCAUGAGCGAGCUGCGGCAGGCCACGGUGGCCAUGAUGAGCCGGAAAGACGAGCUGGAGGAGGAGAACAGGUCCCUGCGGAGCCUGCUGGACAGCGAGAUGGAGCACUCGGCCGCGCUGAGGCAGGAGGUGGACAGCCUGAAACGGAAGCUGGCCGAGCAGGAGGAGCGCCACGGUACCAAGGUCCAGGCGCUGGCGAGAGAAAACGAGGUGCUGAAAGUCCAGCUGAAGAAGUACGUGGGCGCCGUCCAGAUGCUGAAACGGGAAGGUCAGACCCCCGAAGUCACUCCCAGCCUCUGGAGCGUGGAUGGCGAGGUCCCGGUCUCGGAGCAGAAGCCGGGGGAAGUGGCCGAGGAGCUGGCCAGCUCCUACGAGAGGAAACUCAUUGAGGUGGCCGAGAUGCACGGGGAACUGAUGGAGUUCAGUGAGCGUCUGCACCGUGCGCUGCUGGCCAAGGAGGCCCUGGUGGCCCAGAUGCGGCAGGAGCUCAUCGACCUGCGGGGGCCCGUGCCCGGGGACCUCAGUCAGACGUCGGAAGACCAGAGCUUGUCGGAUUUUGAAAUAUCCAACCGCGCCCUCAUCAAUGUCUGGAUCCCGUCCGUGUUUCUCCGGGGCAAAGCGGCCAACGCGUUCCACGUGUACCAGGUCUACGUCCGCAUCCGGGACGACGAGUGGAACGUGUACCGGCGCUACGCCGAGUUCCGGGCACUGCACCACGGGCUGCAGAGCAAGUUCGCUCAGGUGCGGGCCUUCAGCUUCCCGCCCAAGAAGGCCAUCGGCAACAAGGAUGCCAAGUUCGUGGAGGAGCGCCGGAAGCUUCUACAGAGCUACCUACGCAGCGUCAUGAACAAGGUCAUCCAGAUGCUGCCCGAGUUCACCGCCAGCCCCAAGAAGGAGACGCUGGUCCAGCUCAUGCCCUUCUUCGUUGACGUGCACCCCCCUGGAGAGCCCCCGAACAAGGGCGGACGGCCCAGGCCUGCCUCACGCUUCUCCAAGCUGUCCCGCGGGCACCCCCGAGAGACACGCAGCGCUGAGCCCCAGAGUGGCGACCUCUGACCCCGACGGAUGCCCUGCAGCG
Messenger RNA from Sorex fumeus (smoky shrew), 2455 nucleotides. RefSeq names its product sorting nexin 29 (gene SNX29). The record is from RefSeq and is a predicted model, not a curated record. The transcript is spliced from 20 exons. Bases 397 to 2433 code for a protein of 678 amino acids. Gene Ontology annotation, molecular function: phosphatidylinositol binding. Lineage: Eukaryota; Metazoa; Chordata; Mammalia; Eulipotyphla; Soricidae.